This is a messenger RNA of Rhagoletis pomonella (apple maggot), 1964 nucleotides long. RefSeq names its product golgin-84-like. Gene Ontology annotation, cellular component: Golgi cisterna; Golgi membrane. The record is from RefSeq and is a predicted model, not a curated record. Lineage: Eukaryota; Metazoa; Arthropoda; Insecta; Diptera; Tephritidae. Gene Ontology annotation, biological process: retrograde transport, vesicle recycling within Golgi; Golgi organization. The transcript is spliced from 2 exons. Bases 102 to 1838 code for a protein of 578 amino acids.
UAAACAUGUGUGGUUGUCAAGUGGAACGCAAACUAUUUGCAUAUUUGUUUACUUCUCGUUAAAAAUAAUAAAUUGCUCUUUUGUCGCCACGACAACACAAAAUGGCUUGGAUAUCAGGCUUAGCAGAUAAAGCCGAAAAUAUUCUAAAUAAAUUGGAUAAAAAUGCAGCAAGUGCGCUGCAAGUUACGACUGCAACUGGUGGCACUGGAUCUGUAGAUAUUGGUGAAAGUAAUGCUUUGGAAACGAUGCGACGCAGUUUAUCCAGCAGUAAAUUGUCUUUGAAAUCAGCUUUAUCGCCAGCCAAGGCAAUAUCUGCCGGAAACUCCUUUAUAAGUAGCGGUAAAGUAGACACAAGUGAUGUUAUGGCAACGUAUGACACUAUAUUGACAGAUUCCUCUGAGUCUAAACCAAAGAUGGAAUGGACUGUAAACUCUGCAGUCUCCUCCCGUCGAAGUUCCAUUAAUUCGCAUGCAGAUGCUGUGGUGGCCAUAGAGGUGGAAGAAACGAACCCAAAGCAUGUUGUUUUAAAAAAAGUAGCCACUGAGGGAUCAUUCCUCUCCAGCUCACCGGAUGGCCAAGAGUUAAUGGCUUUUAAGAUCGCAUUAAGUGAAGUGACCAGUGAGCGUGAUGAAUUGCGCGCACGCAUAAACGCAAUGAACCGGGACAACGAAAAAGCAUUGUUGCUUAAAAGACUCCAAGAAAGUGAGUCACUGCUACAACGAUUAACAGAUGAGCGCGAUCAGGCACAACAUGAAUUGGGGAGCGCCCAAAGCACUAUCAAUGCAUACAUCCAUUCGAUUUCAGAACUUGAAUCGAAUUUAGCUAAAAUACAGCAGGAGUACCUGGAGGCGGCUCAUAAAUUACAAAUGCAAAUGAAGGAAACAGAACAGCAGCGCAAGGAGCUGCAAGAAUACCGUGUAAAAGCGCAAUUGGCACUGCAAAUGAAGGAUAAUCUCAUAACCGAACUUAAAGCCAAUGGCUCAUCCACCACCACUGUUGCUGGUAGUGAGGGCGAAACAGAUUUACGUUUGCUACAAAUGGAGUUCGAUGCACUGAAACAAGAGCACCAGCAAACUUUAGAGGAAUGCAAUACCUUGCGGAUGCAAUUGGAUGAGCUGCGACAUGACUGGCAGUUGGUAAACGAACAACAUACCACACUGGCAGCUGCUGCACACGCUGCUGAAGACGCUUUGCGAAAGGAAUUGCGUACCGAACGUGAACAGUUGCUCGCCGCCGAAUCAGAGCAGCGUGUACAAGCGCAAGAGUUGGUAAAGUUGCGACAACAGGUUAGCAAUCAGAUGGCAGCUUCUGCUACGCGACUACAAGAAAAGGAGACACAAUUACAACAACUGCGUGCAGAACUGAUGCGUCGCAAAAUGACCGUGCAAAACGGUGAAGACGGCAUCACAUCAGAUAGUUUUAAUGACCGCAUUAAGGCGCUAACGCAGACCCUGGUGGAUAAGCAGCAAACUGUAGAGCGCAUCACUGCCGAGCGCAAUGCACUACGUAUACAGUUAGAGAAAAUGCAAGAUCAGCUGCAGCAGCAAUAUACAUUCGAAAGUAGUCUGCACGGCGGUAGGGCUGUCUCCCGUAAUGCAUUGCUUUCGAACACCACUGACGAUGUAAAAGCUCAGUUUCCUCUAUUGAUGCGUGAGAAUCCCUUUGAUAAUCGUGUGGCGCGUCGAGUUAAGCGUGUCUAUUCCUCACUUGAUUCGGCUGGGAUCCGUUUGGGCGCAUUUCUACGGCGUUAUCCGCUCAUGCGCAUAUUUGUGCUGAUGUAUGUAGGAUUGCUGCACUUAUGGGUUGUCUUUGUGUUGAUAUCGUCAUCACCGAACUAGAUGUAAUGGAAUUUCCACCAGUUUCCAUGCUUGCCAUUUCAUGGAAAACUAUCUAUUUUUUUUUUUAGACACUUAAUUUGGUAUAACUCUUAAUAUAUGUACAUUAGACUGCAUCAUUCCCCAUAC